Messenger RNA from Microthlaspi erraticum, 276 nucleotides. NCBI's taxonomy places the organism in Eukaryota, Viridiplantae, Streptophyta, Magnoliopsida, Brassicales, Brassicaceae. The record is from the annotation of a GenBank genome assembly.
AUGGACAGAUCUGUUCCAAGCAUUACGUUUGAAGAUGUGGUGAGAAGACUCACUUGGUAUGAUGAUAGACUCAAAAUGUAUUUGGCUGAAGAACAAGCAGCCACUCACUACUCAAACAACACUCCAUCUCAAAGCUAUUACAAGAAUCAUACCAGAGGAGGAGGCAGAGGCUACAAGAAGAGAUUCGGAAAUGGUGGUGUAGUGUGCCAAAUCUGUGGCAAGAUUGGUCACAUUGCAUUUAACUGUUGGCACAGAUUCGACAACACCUUUCAGUAG